UCGUGUGACAUGGACUAAACCCUUCCAAUCUCUUGUCCAACCAUAUCAGAUCUAACCUGGGUGGGAGGAAGGAAACACACCAAGAACGACUUCCAGAUGCUGGGGAUCGCAUCGAGAUCCACGGCCUCUCCUCUUAAUUAGCUAGGAAGGAUCAAAUCAUCAACCGACCACAUCACGGAGACAGAGAGAGGAUAGGAGAGGAGGAGGAGAAAGAAGAAGGGAAUCGUUAUCAGUUCUUGCGAUGAUGGAUCCGUCGUCGCGGGCGAUGGACGUGGAACAGUCGUCGCUGUGCAACUGGGUGGUGAAUUUCCUGCUGGAGGAGAAGUAUCUGCUCACCGCGUUCGAGCUCCUCCAAGAGCUCCUCGAGGACGGCCGCCACGACCAGGCCAUCCGCCUCCGUGAGUUCUUCUCGGACCCCGCCCACUUCCCCCCCGACCAGAUCGCCCGCUUCAACACCCUCCGAGUUGCAGAUCCACAAAGUUUGCUGGAAGAGAAAGUAGCUGUAGAAGAAAAAUUGGCAAUCAGUGAAUAUGAGCUUCGUUUAGCCCAAGAAGAUUUGUCAAGACUGAAAACAGAGUUGCAAAAACAGAGGGAGUUCCAUCCUGAUGAAGUUAACGGACCACAUUCAGAUAUAUUUGUAGCUGAUGGUCCUAAAAACCAACAGGAUAAGAGAGAGAUCACUUUGUCUUCUUUAGGCCCAUUAAAAGACACUGAACGUGGAGAUCUAAAUUGUGCUGUGAAGGAGUACCUGCUUUUUGCUGGGUAUCGUCUUACUGCCAUGACAUUUAUUGAGGAGGUUACUGAUCAGAACCUUGAUGUCUGGCCAAACAGUUCAGCUUGUGUAUCUGAUGCUUUGCGCCGUUACUAUUAUCAGUACCUUUCUUCUACCUCAGAGGCUGCUGAGGAAAAGAUGUCCAUUCUCCGAGAAAAUGAAUCACUAUUGAAAGAAAAUGAGAGGCUUAAUAAUGAAAAAACCUCCUUGCUUAGAAACAAGGAAUUCGCUGAUGGCCAGAUAGUAGUUCUAACAAAGUCCUUGGAAGGUGCCCAAAAGGAUUUAAAGGACAGAGAAACUCUGGUUCAAGGUCUGAAGCAGUCUCUGGAUCUUCAGAGAAAGGAACUCAAUGACUGCAGAGCUGAGAUCACUGCACUAAAGAUGCACAUAGAAGGGGCCCGAGCUAGUAGAGGGUGGGCUGGAGAAAGUGAAAGCACACAACCUCUUUCUGUUGAUAAAUCUAAGGAAGAAAUGAAAUCCUCGCAUAGUGAAAUAGAAAACUUAAAGACAUCCACAGGAAAUUCAGAGGCUGAGGAUACACAGCCAGAAGAAAAAGUUGUUGAGGCAAAUGAAGAAGCCUUAUUGUCUAAUCCCAUUGAGUCAGUAUCUAGAUUAUAUGUUGAGAAUGCUGAACGUAUUUCUGAAGACGACAGAAGUACACAUGAAGACGGAAUUAAGUCUAAUGAUACAAUUUCUGAUUCCUUGACAAUUUCUUGUAAUGGUAAUUUGCUUCCUGAAAGUCAACAGAAUCUCCACAAUCACAUUUCUGGUUCACCAGCUGAAGAUAGAGGGUUUGUUCAAAAGUCAGAGAGUCCUAAGAGGGAAAGAACUUCUGAUAAGAUGGCUUUGGAGACCAUCCGGAUAGUUUCAGAUGCUUUGCCGAAGAUUGUACCUUAUGUUCUGAUCAACCAUCGUGAGGAGCUUCUUCCACUCAUCAUGUGUGCAAUUGAACGUCAUCCAGAUAGCAGUGUGAGAGAUUCUCUAACUCACACAUUGUUUAAUCUAAUUAAACGACCAGAUGAACAGCAGAGACGAAUUAUAAUGGAUGCGUGUGUAAGCCUAGCUAAGAAUGUGGGAGAGAUGAGAACUGAAACAGAGCUUCUUCCCCAGUGCUGGGAACAGAUAAAUCAUACAUAUGAAGAACGUCGGCUACUAGUUGCCCAAUCAUGUGGAGAGCUGGCAGAAUUCGUUCGGCCUGAGAUUCGUGAUUCUCUCAUUCUAUCCAUUGUGCAACAACUAAUUGAAGAUUCUGCCACAGUUGUGCGAGAGGCUGCGGCUCGUAACCUGGCAUUGCUGCUCCCACUCUUCCCAAACAUGGACAAAUAUUUUAAGGUUGAGGAGCUGAUGUUCCAGUUGGCCUGCGAUCCUUCAGGAGUGGUGGUUGAUGCUACACUUAAAGAACUUGUUCCUGCAGUAAUAAAAUGGGGAGGUAAAUUGGACCAUAUCCUACGAGUCCUUCUCUCUCACAUCCUAGGUUCUGCUCAGCGUUGUCCACCUCUUUCGGGGGUUGAAGGUUCUGUAGAUUCUCAUCUUCGUGUUCUAGGAGAACGAGAGCGCUGGAAUAUUGAUGUGCUACUGCGCAUGUUGAUGGAAUUGCUUCCAUUUGUUCAUGAGAAAGCUAUUGCAACAUGUCCUUUUACUUCUGCAAUCGAGUCUUUGACAAGUUCAGAGAAUGGGAAAUCCUUUUUCUCUACUUCCUUGCUUCACUUAUAUGCAGGGGGUCAUGUGGAUUGGCCUGCAUUUGAUUGGAUGCACAUCGACUGUCUUCCUGAUUUGAUUCAACUUGCUUGCCUCUUACCUAGUAAGGAAGACAAUCUAAGAACUCGAAUCACAAAGUACCUUUUGGAUGUUUCUGAACGGUUUGGGGAACAUUAUCUUGUGCACAUAAUGUUGCCGGUUUUCUUGGUAGCUGUUGGGGACAGUGAUAGUGCUGACUUGACAUUUUUCCCUUCUGCCAUCCAAUCUAGAAUCAAAGGCUUACGACCUAAAACUGCCACGGCAGAGAGACUUGCUAUCAUGUGUGUACUUCCACUGUUACUGUCAGGUAUUCUGGGUGCUCCUGCAGCUCAGGAACAACUAUCAGAAUACUUGCAAAAACUACUAGUGCAGAACACAAUGAGCGAAGGUUCUUGGUCUAUGUAUCGCACUAGUGAGCUCAUUGAUGCUGUUCGCUUCCUUUGUACAUUUGAGGAGCAUCAUGGAAUCAUUUUUAAUAUUUUAUGGGAAAUGGUCGUGAGCUCUAAUGUGAACAUGAAGACCAAUGCUGCAGCUCUGUUGAAAGUCCUUGUACCUUACAUUGAUACUAAAGUUGCUUCAACUCAUGUAUUGCCUGCACUUGUCACUCUUGGUUCUGAUCAAAAUUUAAAUGUAAAAUAUGCGAGUAUCGAUGCAUUUGGAGCUGUUGCCCAGCAUUUCAAAAAUGACAUGAUUGUUGACAAGAUACGCAUACAGAUGGAUGCUUUUCUUGAAGAUGGAUCACAUGAAGCUACUAUUUCUGUUAUUCGUGCAUUAGUGGUGGCAGUACCUCAUACAACUGAUAGGCUACAAGAAUAUCUUUUGUCAAAGAUUUUUCAGCUUACAGGCAUGCCAUCUCCUGGAAAUGAUGUUAUGCGCCGCCGUGAGAGAGCAAAUGCAUUUUGUGAAGCAAUCCGUGCUUUGGAUGCUACAGAUCUUCCUGCAACCAGCAUCCGAGAUUUCCUCUUACCUGCCAUUCAAAAUCUACUAAAGGACCCGGAUUCGCUUGAUCCUGCACACAAGGAAGCAUUGGAGGUUAUAACGAAGGAAAGGUCAGGAGGAACAUUUGAAAGCAUCAGCAAGGUGAUGGGAGCUCAUCUUGGCAUUGCAUCCUCCAUGAGUAGCUUCUUCGGCGAGGGUAGCCUUCUUGGAAAGAAAGAGGGUGGAGAACUAGAGCAUGUGGCCUCUCAGCAGCCCAGCCCACCAACCCAACAAGAUGGUACACGGUUCCAGCGAAUCAUGAGGGGUAGCUUUGGGGACAUGUUAAGAGUAAAAGGGAAAGGCCAUGAUGAUUCUCCAAAACAAGCGGGCUGAAGGUGAAAAAGUUCUGCUAAUGGUGUUUUUCUACUAUUGAAACGGCUCCCUUGUGGCUGUGGUUAUCUCGCAUCAUCCAUGGAGAUGGUUUUUGUCAAUUUUCUUCGAGGGCCAAACAUCAUUUUUUCAUCAGAGGUUGCUGGGAGCUGGUAAACAGGGUUACGGCUGUGAGCUGAUGUUCUUUAAAAUACUACAGAGACGAAAGAUCUUUGUAAUCGCAGAAUGUUUCUCAUUCUUCCCAUAGUCUUUGAUAUUAAUCCAGCAUUCUUUGGUCUUGUUACUCUUGCAAUUACAGUUGUUUAUUCGUACAUCUUCAGAAAUUUAGGGAUCUCUAUCUGGUUAUGUGGUCCAAAUUA
Elaeis guineensis (African oil palm) is the source of this 4176-nucleotide messenger RNA. NCBI's taxonomy places the organism in Eukaryota, Viridiplantae, Streptophyta, Magnoliopsida, Arecales, Arecaceae. The record is from RefSeq and is a predicted model, not a curated record.